Messenger RNA from Ambispora leptoticha, 2286 nucleotides. The record is from the annotation of a GenBank genome assembly. Lineage: Eukaryota; Fungi; Glomeromycota; Glomeromycetes; Archaeosporales; Ambisporaceae.
AUGGAGGAAUCAACUUCUAAAUUGUCGGUUAAAACGCAAGGCCUAGCGACAAGUCCAUCACUUUGUCCUGAACUUAUAGUGCGAUGGUUCCACGCUGUCGAUGUACCUCGCUCGGAUCCGGCUGUUACUCCUUCUGCCUCUUUCGCUUCCAAUAACGGCGGUACGAAAGAUGCACCAACAGCGAAACAACCUUCAGCAUGGGUACCUUUUUCUCGACGCGACUCUGCUGAGUUAGAACAGGCGUAUCAAAGUAAAGUGCCUGGACUUACAGUCCCUGUUAAUGAGGAUUAUUUGUUCGAAGUUGAUAUUGAUGAUAGAGCAAUAUAUCCGGUUUAUUGGCCUGGACCCGUUUAUGAGGUAAGACGUGGAACAUGGUUCUAUCAAGGAGACGGAAACUUUUUCUUGCCUUGUGACGAAAAUCUCGCAUCACAGGUUGAAACCGGCUAUUUAAAACAUCAACCUUGGAUAAUUCAAGAAGAAGAAACAUACAAAGAGGUUGAUUCUGCAACGGAUAUAAAAAAAAAACAACCACCACCAGAAAAAAACUGGGCUUUAUAUGGCAGAUAUUUAUCGCAAUACGUUGUUUACACCAAUGCCACGAGUGCUUGGCAAUUGAGAGGAUAUAAAGAAGUCGAAAUUUUUGAGUCAAAAAGUUUUGGUGAACCCGAACGAAAAAAGAGAGAUGAUUUUGAAAAAGAAAGAGAACAUGAUCUCACACAAGAUAAACAACUUGAAGUGGAUCCUGAAACAGUACAAACAGAAGAUUACGAUAACGAGGAAAGUGAAGAAGAAGAAAGAACGAUUGAUCAUCUAAUUUUAGUAAUUCAUGGUAUUGGACAAAAACUGAGUGAAAGGAUGGUAUCAGUUAAUUUUGUUCAUGAUGUGAAUAUACUAAGACGAACUAUCAAAACAAUGUACGCUACAAAUCCACCCGAUGAAAUGAUUUCAAGAACCGACUCUACGUUGUCACAACGAAGAAAUUCAGUGCCGGCCGAGAAGGUGACACACAUAGGCAAUGGAAUUCAAGUGUUACCCGUUCAAUGGCGGCAAGAAAUUAAGUUUGGUAUGGCCAGUGUAGAUCAAGAUGCACAAACUGAUCUUGGCUUGCAAGCAGAAGAGGAAGGAGAGACCACUCUAGAUGAGAUUACACUGGACGGAGUACCAACAAUAAGAAUGAUGAUAUCAGAUGUUUUAAUGGAUGUUUUAUUAUAUAUGACACCUAAAUAUCGUGAGCAAAUGAUAAAUACAGUCACAAGCGAAUGUAAUCGUAUUUAUGGGUUAUUUAUCGAACGAAAUCCAAGAUUCUUGGAAAUUGGCGGAAAAGUCUCGAUUUAUGGUCAUUCACUUGGUUCUGUAUUAGCAUUUGACAUUCUAUGUCAUCAACAGCCCAUAAGCCCCAUCACAGUCUCCGGAAUAUUCGAUGAAAGGAAUGAUCCAGAAAUGCAACAACUUCACGAGCGGCUUGUAAAAUUGGAUUUUCCCGUUGCGAAUUUCUUUGCUCUCGGGUCACCAAUUGGUUUAUUCCUUAUGCUAAAAGGGUUAAAAAUUGGAUCGAGAAGAAGUCAACUGCUAAAUAGAUUAAGAGAAAUGAUUUCCGGUGAUCAUUUGAACAAUGAUUCUGAUGAAAUUCCUGAAUUGAAGUCAGUUUCGUCGAUUCCGUUGUGUUAUCCCGCUGUCCGAAAUAUAUAUAAUAUAUUUCAUAGAGCCGAUCCUAUCGCAUAUCGUUUGGAACCUCUUAUUGCACGACAUUAUGGCGUGUCCUUAAAGCCCGCUCUUAUCCCAUAUCACAAAGGCGGCCUUAAAGCAGUACAUAUAGGCAUUCAAGAAUUUGGCAGCGGAAUUGCCAACAAAGCUACAAACAUGUUUUCAAAUGUCAAGAAUUCACUGCUUUUAUUCGGAAACAAAAACAAAGGUUCAAUGCUUUCUCGAUCAGCGCCAGAUCCGGAAGUAAAACCUACGCAAUCUCCUCCCUCGAGACCGUUUCAUCAAAGCUCAUUGUCUUUUUCAGAAAAAGAAAAAGAAGAUCCAACUAGCGCUGCUAAAUUACGAAGUUUAAAUAUCACUGGAAGGGUGGAUUAUUGUUUACAGGAGGGAAUUCUGGAUGUAAGCUAUUUGAACGCUAUCACUGUCCAUCUCAGUUACUGGUCGGAUAGUGACGCUGCAUUUUUUAUACUUCGAGAAUGUUAUCGUGAAAUGGAAGAGGAAGAAGAAGCAUCUCUUCGUACGCGUGCACUCGAGUUACUCGCGCUACGAGAUAAAGCACCCGUUUCAAAUUCACCGUCAUAA